Messenger RNA from Sparassis crispa, 2628 nucleotides. RefSeq names its product Protein kinase domain-containing protein. The record is from RefSeq and is a predicted model, not a curated record. Lineage: Eukaryota; Fungi; Basidiomycota; Agaricomycetes; Polyporales; Sparassidaceae. Gene Ontology annotation, molecular function: ATP binding; protein kinase activity. Gene Ontology annotation, biological process: protein phosphorylation. Bases 1 to 2628 code for a protein of 875 amino acids. The transcript has 15 exons.
AUGUUUGCGGCGGCAAAUUCGUUCUUCGGGCGGACGAACAUCUCUCAGUCCUACAACAUCGCGACCUCUCUGUCGGUCAACAGCAGGACAUCUACACCUACGCCAUCAGGGUCUUCUUCUACUCCAUUACCUGUUGCGACAGCGCAUGCACCCCCCUUUCAUGUUGGGCCAUGGCGUGUCCAAUCCGCGACGCACAAAGUUACGCACAAACGUGUCUCAGUAUGGAGCGCGGAUAAGCGCAGCCAGGAGAUGGAGAAGAUGGGUGCGGUCUCGAAAGAACGAACAUUGGAGGUGUUGAAGUCUGAGGCGUCUGCUCUGAGCCGACUGCGCCAUCCCUCCAUCCUCGAGAUGGUAGAGCCUCUUGAAGAAACGCGCAACGAGCUUAUAUUCGCGACCGAGCCGGUGCUUUCAUCGCUGCGCCUCUCCAUCCCUGGCUCCUCGCACUACUCACCUCUAGUCGAACUGGACGAAGUCGAAAUACAAAAAGGGAUUCUGCAGAUAUGCAAGGGGCUCGCGUUCCUCCAUACCUCCGCCCGCCUGAUCCACUCUAACCUCACCCCGGAGAGUAUCAUCAUCAACAGUUCCGGUGAUUGGAAGAUCUCCGGCCUGGGCUUGACAAUACCUCUGACCACCUCGGGAGGAGGUCCCACGCGUUGGGAGUUCCCGACCUUUGAUGGCAGAUCUCCACCAUACACUCAACGCUCCUUCGACUACAUCGCGCCGGAGUAUGCAUUGGACGAAGUCCUCGAUACUGCUUCAGAUAUGUACUCUAUAGGUUGUAUCAUGUAUGCAGUCCACUCCAAAGGCAACCCGCCUUUCAAGAAUCACGGGAGUCUUGGUGGCUUGCGCGAGAAUGCAGGAAAGCCAUUGGCGGGGAUGGACCGUUGGGAUUCAGAUUUGAGAGUCGUCCUCAAUUCAUUGAUCACCCGGCACGCACAUAACCGCCCUACCCCGAUGACUCUGCCUUCACACCUGUUCUUCUCCUCAUUGCCAAUCUCAACCUUGAAUUUUUUGGACCGCUCCAACUUUGCUGCCAAGUCGCUUGAGGAGAAAAUCUCAUUUAUGAAAGGUCUCACUGGCGUUCUGGGGAAGUUCUCAGAAGCUCUCCGGACAAGGAAAAUCCUUCCGUCGCUUCUUGAGGAGAUGAAAGACACCCAUCUACUUCCCUACAUCCUGCCAAAUAUCUUUGCGAUUUCACAGAUAUUGACAUCUAGCCAAUUCGCCACUCUCGUGCUCCCAAAUCUCAAACCGCUCUUCACUAUCAAGGAGCCGCCGCAGAAUAUGCUGACGCUCUUGGACAACUUGGAGAUCCUGCAAAAUAAGACAGAGAAACCGGUGUUUCGCGAGCACGUAUUACCUUUGGUGUAUAACGCACUGGAGUCCGAGCAUGCAGUGGUACAAGAGCGUGCACUCAAGGUCGUACCGGAUCUCUGCGAGAGCAUCGACUACGCGGAGGUGCAGGGGGUACUCUUCCCUCGAGUUGCUCUUGUGUUCACAAAAACGCGGAUACUAACCGUCAAAGUUGCCACGCUGGUGACCUUCCUGGCCAUGGUGAAGACACUCGAUCAGACAAGUCUUACACAAAAACUCGUUCCCUUGCUUUCGAAGAUCCGGACGAAGGAGCCCGCGGUCACGAUGGCAACACUAGCCGUGCAAGAGGCUAUGGGUCUCAAAGUAGACCGAGAAGCUGUGGCUACUUUGGUCUUACCGCAACUCUGGGCGAUGUCCAUGGGUCCACUGCUGACCAUCUCGCAGUUCAAGCGUUUCAUGGAGGUGAUCCGCAAGCUCGGUGACCGUGUGGAGAAGGAACAUGACCAGUAUCUGCGUGAUUCCCAGCGGGUCGAAGAUCGCUCGACAUUGGCGAAUGGUGACACUGCUGUGCCUAACACAAAUAUAGCCGUCGACUUCGAAAAUCUUGUCGCGAGUGGCGGAGUCGCGAAUGGAGGGGUUACCACAGUGAAGGCAGACACGGUGAUUGAUCCGUCGAAAGCUUGGGAGGACGAUGUGUGGGGCAGUAUCUUCUCCAGUGGUCCAGAGACUCCGGCCAUGGAGAGCCUUGCCAUUCCUCCUCUGCCACCCCCACCAUUGCAGCCGCAGACACAGUCAUUGCCGUCGUCACCCAAAGUUUCCAACAAUGGCGUGCAUGCAACACCCGCGAGGCCCGCUUUCAGUCGUCCUUACCCCGGACUGGGUGCAACCCCUAUCCCCUCUACGUCCUUCAAUCAUGCUACCUUUGCUUCUUCCCCAACAGUGUCGGCGACGGCGAUGUCUACACCAACGAGGUCCACGCCGACGAUGUCAACACCGACGACGUCGGCGCCAGGGAUGUCUAUGACAUCCAUGUUGACACCAUCUAUGUCUUCGUUCUCGCGUCCUUCGCUAUCCUCAGCUACUCCGCAUCGCAGUUUCCCCGCAGCGACGCCUACUCAAGCGCCAGCACCAAACUACAACAUCUCGCUUCCCCCUGCACCAAAUCUACCUAUUAUGUCAUCGCCACUAGUCGCAACACCGCCACAGAUGGGAAACGUCCUCGUUCCUUCGAAACCAUCGCAACCAAGCUGGUCGAGCGUAGGCACAACAAAGCAGCUGUCUCAGGCAGAUUGGGGGGAUUUCGACCCACUGGCUUAG